Diaporthe citri is the source of this 1254-nucleotide messenger RNA. RefSeq lists its product as uncharacterized. The record is from RefSeq and is a predicted model, not a curated record. Gene Ontology annotation, molecular function: pyridoxal phosphate binding; transaminase activity. Bases 1 to 1254 code for a protein of 417 amino acids. The transcript is spliced from 2 exons. Gene Ontology annotation, cellular component: mitochondrion. NCBI's taxonomy places the organism in Eukaryota, Fungi, Ascomycota, Sordariomycetes, Diaporthales, Diaporthaceae.
AUGGGUUCCGUCAGUCCCAAUGAGACCUUCUGGGCCAAGCACGACAAAUAUGUCAUGUCAACAGGCGUCCCUGCCUGCCCAGUCGUCAUCAGUAGGGCCAAGGGCACUCGCCUAUACGACGCGUCCGGCCGGUCCAUCCUUGACUUCACAUCGGGCCAGAUGAGCUCGCUGCUGGGCCACUCGCACCCUGAGAUCGUCGAGGUGGUUCGGCAAUCCGUGGGCGAGCUGGACCACCUCCUCUCGAACAUGGUCACGCAGCCGGUGACGACUGAGGCUGCUAUCAAGAUGGCCAAGCUGUACACGGGCAAGUUCGAGAUUGUGGCGUUCAGCGCGUCCUACCACGGCUUGACCUCGGGUUCUGGCAGCGCGACCUAUUCCACCGGCCGGAGGAACGGUGGCCCUACGAUGCCAGGGCAGCUUGCUUUUCCGGCACCAUAUGCCUACCGCUCGAUGUUCCGCAAGGCCGACGGGAGUUAUGACUGGGAGAAGGAGCUGGAUUUCGGCUGGGCGAUGAUCGACCGGCAGUCAGUGGGAUCCCUAGCGGCCUUCAUCUUGGAGCCGAUCCUAUCCACUGGCGGUAUCUUGGUCUUGCCAAAGGGCUAUCUCGCACGCAUGGCCGCCGAGUGCCAGAAGCGCGGGAUGCUUCUCAUCAUGGACGAAGCGCAAACAGGGGUAGGCCGGACGGGGAAGAUGUUCUGCUUUGAGCAUGAGGAGGGCGUCGUGCCGGACAUCUUGUGUCUGUCAAAAACACUAGGAUGCGGCUUGCCAUUGGCAUCUGUGAGCACGACUGCUGAAAUCGAGAGGGGGCUCAGGGACGCUGGGUUCCUCUGGCUGACAACCCACCUGAACGACCCGCUGACUGCAGCAGUGGGGUGUAAGGUUCUGGAGAUUGUGGAGAGGGACAAUAUUGCGGAACGGGCCGCCGAGAGGGGAGAGCAGCUUCACAGGGGGCUGCUGAAGCUGCAAGAGAAAUACUGGUGCAUUGGUGACGUGCGAGGUAUAGGACUGAUGCAGGGCAUUGAGAUCAUCUCGGACAAGGAGGCAAAGACCCCAGGGCCAGAGAUUGGACAGGCUGUCGGUGACAGAGCAAUGGAGAACGGGCUGUCAUGCAACAUAGUCAACCUCCCUGGCAUGGGGGGUGUUUUCAGGCUGGCACCUCCGGUAACUGUGUCGGCGGAUGAGAUCGAGGAGGGUUUGAGGAUUCUGGAUGAGUCGUUCGGAUAUGUACUCAAGCAGAAGGGGCUGCUGGGUUAA